AAGGAGAUGAUGAGCAUACAGAGAGAGAGAGAGAGAGAGAGAGAGAGAAAUAGACAAAAUAAUUGUGAAAGGACACAUGGAAAGUGCCAUGGAAGGAGCUUCAACUCCAUUGCCAUGGAAGUGUUCAAACUAGGACAGUUUCAGCCUUCGUUACUUGUGACUCUCCAUCUAUAUAUAUAUAUAUAGUCCACUAAUUGCUAGCACAUACUCGACACCACAAUCACUCCAUUUUCUUUCCUGUUCUUCCAGAUUGGUUGGCUAAUGGCGACCUGCAGAUUCAUCGGCAAGAAAACCUUCGUGCUACAGCAGCCACGUUUGGUUUUCUUGCUCCUCACAGUGUGGACGCUGGCUUCUGCAUCCUCAGCGGCGCCGCCGCUCAGGGUUGGGUUUUACCGGUCGAGCUGCCCGUCCGCCGAGUUCAUAGUAAGAAAAGCUGUGAUGAAGGCUGUUUCAAAGAACCCUGGCAUCGCUGCAGGCCUCAUUAGAUUGCAUUUUCACGACUGCUUUGUCAGGGGCUGUGAUGGGUCCGUGCUUCUUGAUUCAACGCCGGGAAAUCCGUCGGAGAAGGGGCAUCCGGCAAACAAAGGGAGCCUGAGAGGUUUCGAGGUGAUCUAUGAAGCCAAAGCCCAACUCGAAGCUCGAUGCCCCAAGACAGUCUCCUGCUCCGACAUUGUAGCAUUCGCCGCAAGGGACAGCGCCUCCAUGGCCGGAGGAAUCAACUACGCGGUGCCGGCGGGGCGCCGAGACGGCAGAGUUUCCCUCAAAGAUGACCCAUCCGGCAACCUUCCUCCUCCUUUGCUGGACGCCAAACAACUCCAAGAAAAUUUUGCCAAGAAGGGGCUCUCUCUGGAUGAAAUGGUGACCCUCUCGGGAGCCCAUUCGAUUGGAGUCUCCCACUGUUCUUCCUUCUCCAACCGCCUCUACUCCUUCAAUGCAACUCACCCGCAGGACCCUUCAAUGGAUCCCAAAUUCGCAAGGCAGAUGAAGAAGAAGUGUCCUCCGCCGUCAUCCAAAUCUAACCCCACCGUGCCACUGGAUUCUCUCUCACCAAACAGAUUGGAUAACAGUUAUUACAUAGGUUUAAAGGCCCAUAGAGGGCUGCUAACAUCGGACCAGACGCUCUCAACAAGCCCUUCUACUGCCUGGAUGGUGAAGAACAAUGCGAGGAAUGGCAGGGCUUGGGCUAAGAAAUUUGCGGCUGCAAUGGUGAAGAUGGGUUCCAUUGAUGUUAUCACUGGAUCAUAUGAGGGUGAGAUUCGGAUGAACUGCAGGGUUGUGAACUAGAUUGUUCGAGUCCCCAGAGGUUGAUUGUGUUCCAAAAAAUCAUUAAUUUUCUCUUCUCUGUUGAGUCACCUUUUUCGAUUCUCUGACUCCAUGCAAGUGUUAAGUUUGCAUGGUCGUUCGUUUGAUUGUUGAUUAUCCCAAGUGUAAAUUAAUUUACAGUUUGUUGAAUUGUUGAGAGAUUGCUUGUGAAAGCCACUACUGUAAUAAUUAAGGUAAUUGGCAAUGUUUAAUGAAUAAGCUUUCAAUUAUGAUUAUGAA
Messenger RNA from Diospyros lotus (date-plum), 1542 nucleotides. RefSeq names its product peroxidase 5-like. The coding region runs from base 262 to 1284 and encodes 340 amino acids. Gene Ontology annotation, cellular component: plant-type cell wall; plasmodesma. Gene Ontology annotation, molecular function: heme binding; peroxidase activity. The transcript has 2 exons. Gene Ontology annotation, biological process: response to oxidative stress; hydrogen peroxide catabolic process. The record is from RefSeq and is a predicted model, not a curated record. Lineage: Eukaryota; Viridiplantae; Streptophyta; Magnoliopsida; Ericales; Ebenaceae.